Gambusia affinis (western mosquitofish) is the source of this 5302-nucleotide messenger RNA. Its product is annotated as glutamate receptor ionotropic, kainate 1. The record is from RefSeq and is a predicted model, not a curated record. The transcript is spliced from 16 exons. Gene Ontology annotation, molecular function: transmitter-gated monoatomic ion channel activity involved in regulation of postsynaptic membrane potential; kainate selective glutamate receptor activity. Bases 326 to 2932 code for a protein of 868 amino acids. Gene Ontology annotation, biological process: modulation of chemical synaptic transmission; monoatomic ion transport; synaptic transmission, glutamatergic. Gene Ontology annotation, cellular component: plasma membrane; presynaptic membrane; postsynaptic membrane. NCBI's taxonomy places the organism in Eukaryota, Metazoa, Chordata, Actinopteri, Cyprinodontiformes, Poeciliidae.
GCUUACAACUCAAGUGUUCACCGGGAAAACAUAAUAAGAAAUUUGCUUUGAGAAUGAAUCUGAAAAGUAAAAGAAUGGAGCCAUAUAACAGAUCCUAGAAUGGGAAAAAAAAUUUGAUGAGUGGCAACUACAGCUAUAAACUGUGACACAUAUGUUUUAUCAUUGGGAUUGUUUUGCUUUUCACAAUGUGCGAGGAAUGGAUGAGGGAUGGAUUCCAGUUUAUUUUCGCCAUGGAUACAAGGACUGGCAAGUUAUCAGCAUGAAUUACUGAGGACAAAAAAAACAACUUGAUCUCAAUGUUAAAUUCAAAUUUGGAGGACUGACCAUGGUGAAAAGAACGGGACUGUUAUUUUCACUGGUGUAUUUUAUGGGGGAGCUUUGGCUCACUUCGCAGCAAGUCCUGAGAAUUGGGGGCAUCUUUGAGACCCUUGAAAAUGAACCAAUUAGCGUUGAAGAACUGGCCUUUAAAUUUGCUGUAACUAACAUAAACAGGAACCGGACCUUAAUGCCAAACACCACGCUGACCUACGACAUCCAGAGAAUAAAUCUAUUCGACAGUUUUGAAGCCUCCAGAAGAGCAUGUGACCAGUUGGCUCUGGGAGUUGGCGCUGUGUUUGGUCCAUCUCACAGCUCAUCUGUCAGUGCUGUUCAGUCUAUCUGCAACGCACUGGAAGUCCCUCACAUCCAGACCCGAUGGAAACACCCCUCAGUGGACAACAAAGAUAGCUUCUACAUUAACCUCCACCCUGAAUACGCCUCCAUCAGCAGAGCUGUGUUAGACAUAGUGCAGUUCUACAAGUGGAAAGCAGUCACUGUGGUCUAUGAGGAUGCGACUGGUCUGAUUCGUUUGCAAGAGUUGAUCAAAGCUCCAUCCAGAUAUACAAUCAAAAUCAAGAUCCGGCAGCUGCCAUCAGGAAGCAAAGAUGCCCGACCCCUGCUGAAAGAAAUGAAGAAGGGGAAGGAGUUCUUUGUCAUCUUUGACUGCUCUUACCAAACAUCAGCUGACGUCCUAAAGCAGAUCCUGUCUAUGGGAAUGAUGACUGAAUAUUAUCACUACUUCUUCACCACAUUGGACCUGUUCGCUCUUGACCUGGAGCCUUACCGCUACAGUGGGGUCAACAUGACGGGAUUUAGGUUGCUAAACGUGGACAAUCCUAGAGUGGCUUCGGUGUUGGAGAGGUGGGCCAUGGAGCGACUGCAGGCUCCCUCCAAAGUCGAGACUGGAAUGAUGGAAGGAAUGAUGACUACGGAGGCGGCUCUGAUGUAUGAUGCUGUUUACAUGGUGGCUGCUGCCUCACAACGCACCUCACAGAUCACCGUCAGCUCCCUGCAGUGCCACCGACACAAACCCUGGCGCUUCGGAUCGCGCUUCAUGAACCUGCUGAAGGACACACAAUGGGACGGUUUGACAGGACAAAUCGCCAUUAACAAGACAGAAGGUCUGCGCAAAGAAUUUGAUUUAGAUGUGAUCAGCCUAAAGGAAGAUGGCUUGGAGAAGUCAAUGACGGGCAGCCGCCUGCAUAAAGUGUGGAAAAAGAUUGGUAUCUGGAACUCCCAGACAGGCCUUAAUUUAACAGAAACCAACAGGGACUCCUCCACAAAUGUCACAGAUUCGAUGGCCAACAGGACCCUCAUUGUCACUACUAUUCUGGAAAAUCCUUAUGUCAUGUAUAAAAAAUCAGACAAGCCACUAUAUGGGAAUGACCGCUUUGAAGGUUACUGCCUUGACCUACUCAAAGAGCUCUCAAACAUUUUGGGCUUCUCCUAUGAGGUAAAACUGGUGUCAGAUGGAAAAUACGGAGCACAGAAUGACAAGGGAGAGUGGAACGGCAUGGUGCGUGAACUUAUUGAUCAUGUGGCUGACCUCGCUGUGGCCCCUCUCACCAUUACCUACGUCAGGGAAAAGGUGAUAGACUUCUCCAAGCCCUUCAUGACAUUAGGAAUCAGCAUCCUCUACCACAAACCAAAUGGCACAAAUCCUGGAGUGUUUUCCUUUCUCAACCCACUCUCUCCUGAUAUCUGGAUGUAUGUGUUACUGGCAUGCCUCGGAGUCAGCUGUGUGCUGUUUGUCAUCGCCAGGUUCACUCCUUAUGAAUGGUACAACCCUCACCCCUGCAAUCCAGACUCAGAUGUGGUUGAAAACAACUUUACCCUAAUCAACAGUGUCUGGUUUGGAGUUGGAGCACUUAUGCAGCAAGGGUCUGAAUUAAUGCCUAAGGCUCUUUCAACAAGGAUAGUAGGAGGAAUAUGGUGGUUCUUCACACUGAUCAUAAUCUCCUCAUACACUGCCAAUCUGGCUGCGUUCCUCACUGUGGAGAGAAUGGACUCACCGAUUGACUCUGCAGAUGACUUGGCCAAGCAAACAAAGAUAGAGUAUGGUGCAGUGCGAGAUGGGUCCACCAUGACCUUUUUCAAGAAAUCUAAGAUCUCAACUUAUGAGAAAAUGUGGGCAUUUAUGAGCAGCCGGAAAAACACAGCUUUGGUGAAAAACAACCGGGAAGGGAUUCAGCGGGUCCUCACCACAGACUAUGCUCUUCUGAUGGAGUCUACCAGCAUCGAGUAUAUCAGCCAGCGCAACUGCAACCUCACGCAAAUUGGAGGCUUGAUAGAUUCUAAGGGCUACGGUGUGGGAACUCCAAUUGGCUCCCCUUACCGGGAUAAGGUCACCAUCGCCAUCUUGCAGCUUCAGGAAGAAGGAAAGUUGCAUAUGAUGAAGGAGAAAUGGUGGAGAGGGAAUGGGUGUCCAGAGGAGGACAGCAAAGAGGCCAGUGCUUUGGGUGUGGAGAACAUAGGAGGAAUCUUUAUAGUGUUGGCAGCCGGACUAGUCCUCUCAGUUUUUGUUGCAAUUGGAGAAUUUAUUUACAAAUCCAGAAAAAACUUGGACAUUGAGGAGGUGAGUGUUGGCCAGUGUGAGUGGCACAACAAAUAUUAACAUAAUAUGGGACUCAAAGACUUUAAUGCACCUGCUAUAACUUUGUGUUAUCAUAUUCUUUUGCAGGACUUUGGUUAUAAGAAAGCCAAUAAUAAAAAAUAUAAGUCCAAUUAAACCUAGACUUAAAAACUGCAUUGCUACAAUCAAAGAAUAUGUUUUUAACAAUGUUUUAGUAGUUUUUAACGUAGCGAACACAAAGAUGUUAGUCUUGAUUGAAAGUUUUUAUUAGAAUCCCUUUAUCUGAAAACAAAUCAUAUGAGUUGUGUUACUUGACUAUCUGGGCUGGCCAUAUUUUUUGGAAUGCAAUGUAACAUUGUUCUGCAUGUCAGAAGCAUUAUUGUUAUGCUGUCACAUUUCGUCUGAAGUGAGAGGCUUGAGAACAUUUUAUUUCUGCCAUAGUAGCUUCAAAUAUUGUGUGUUUGGGAGGAUUUAAAUCUUAGCGCAUCAUUGCACAGAAAUGAACUUAUUCGUUGACUGUUGUUUUCAAACUGUUUAUGAAUGAUUGUUCAGUGAAAUACUUGUUCAUGAAGUUGGUUUACAUUUUUUUGUCUAAUAUGAAGUUUAUGAACAUGCCUAUUCAAGAUUUGUUGUGUUGAAAUUGAUUUGGGAUGACUAAAGUUGUAUGAGAACGUUACACCUUUUAAUAUUCGACUUUUUUUGUUUCAUUUUUUACGAAUAAGAGGUAUUAAUACAAAACUCUAAUAGGUAUGUAUGUGUGUUGGAUACUCAUCUUGUUGAAUGCUCAAAUGACAAGCUAUUUUCAUAUUGCUGGCAAAAUACACCAGAUUUGCAUUCAAAAUGUCCUGGUGUUUCAAAGAAUCCUUGAUCCUACACACUCUAACAACAUUCACUGGGUCUUUGGAAGAGAAACAAACAAACCAACAACAUCACAGAUCUGUCACUGCACUUAUCAGAUAAUUUCUCAAAUAUUCCACCUUUGCUUUACAACAGAUUUAGUUUCAGGAAAGCUUAAUAUUAAAUAGUAAUCACUUCAGACAUUAUCCAGAAAUUAAUGGGAAAGUAAUCUGUAUGUUUUCAUAAAACCUGGAAUUCUCAAAAAACAAAACAAAAAAAAAACAACAACAACAGAGGAUCUAAACAGUUUCCCUGAAAGUUGCUGGUGAUUUGGGGGAAGGAAAAGAAAAGGGGAAAAAUCAACUCCUUGUGGUGUUGGAUAGAACUAAAGCAGGUCAGAGAAAAACAAAUGAACCCAGUUUUCCAGCUAGGGAAAUCUGAAAUGUUUGCAAAUGUUUUGUGGUGCAUUGUCAAACUUGUGAUUAAAAGAAUGCUGCCAUUUAGAAAUACAUUAGACAUUUAACCUUAUUUUCAACCUGUCACCUUUAAUCCAUCUGAAAAUUUCCUGUGUUAAGUCAGUCUGUUAGGAAGGUAACCUACAUUUUUUUCAUUGCUUAAAUAGUUUUUAAAGCAUGAAAAUACAGAGAUUUGUGUGAAAAAAAUAAUACUACUCUCAGGAUCUUGGUAAUCAAGAUACAUCAGGCAUAGGCAUGAAGAGAAGACAAAUUCCAUCCAAUGGGCAAUCAGAAUAUUAAUUCAUAACACCUGAAACAUUAUAGGCAACCAAAUAAUGUGUUCAAGCUUUUCUUUGCAAUCAUAACAUUGGACAGAUGAAAGUUUUGCUGCUGAUUCCAAUUUAAUAUAAUCUGUAGCUCUUAGUUCAAUGAGCAGAAUUGGCAGUAAGCAUCUUGACUCCCCCAAAUGAAUGAAAUAUCCUGAUCAAGAAUAAACCUGGUUUUAGAACUGCUGUACUGUUUCUACCAGUUUUUGAAGAUUUCUGUUUGCAUUAACUGGCAAUUAAUUGCCAGCUAAUGCAAACAAAAAUCCGGCAUAGGCAUAAAGAGCAGUCAACUUUUUCCAGCUGAAUACAAAAUAUUUGUGUAUGUUACAUUUGGAAAGGAAAUAACAAUAAGGCGACAUUUUCUUCUGUGGAAACAUAAAACCAUCAAGUUAUUUUCGAAUCAAGAAAAAACAACAACAAAAAAAACAUUAUCUGUAUGGCUUCUUGCGUUUCCCCAAAAACUUUUGAAACUUUGUCAUGUUAAAUAAUCUCAACUCCUGCAAUCACUUCUAAGAAAUGCUUCACUUAUAUUCUCUUUAAUUUGUUCAUGUAGUGUUCACAGUGUAACCGGGAUGAUUGUCAUGUCUAAACACCAACUAGAGUGUAAUUUGUCACACUUCAAGCAGCUGUUAAUCUGACUGUUGCAUAUCAGGCUUCUAGCUAACUAGGGUCAGCAUGUCCCCUGCUUUCUCUCAUUUCUCUUUGAGAUUACAGUAUUAUGGACCUCAUUUAUAUAAUCUUGUGAAUGGGGCACAGCCCCACCAUCAAACUUAAGUUCAAAGUCACUUCGGUAU